Messenger RNA from Triticum dicoccoides, 985 nucleotides. RefSeq names its product ethylene-responsive transcription factor ERF026-like. The record is from RefSeq and is a predicted model, not a curated record. Lineage: Eukaryota; Viridiplantae; Streptophyta; Magnoliopsida; Poales; Poaceae. Gene Ontology annotation, molecular function: DNA-binding transcription factor activity; DNA binding. Gene Ontology annotation, biological process: regulation of DNA-templated transcription. Bases 191 to 784 code for a protein of 197 amino acids. The transcript has a single exon.
CAUUGCUAAUAUUGUUAGUAGCUGGUUUGUUCACUAGCUUGUUUGCUUUGCUACGUUCCUCGUGCAGCUCGGCUCGGUUGUGUAAAUGUUGGUUGGUUAGCGCAAUGUACUACGUAGUGCGUUGCAUGUGUUGGUAGGGAGAGUGUGGUUCUGCACGGGUGUGCGUUGGCUGGUAAUUACGAGUACGUUGAUGGAGCAAGGAAGGGAGGGGAUGAUGGGGAGCCUGUGCGGGAGGCGGCCGAGGGCGGAGACGCGCCACCCGGUGUACCGCGGCGUGCGGUUCCGGGCGGGCAAGUGGGUGUCGGAGAUCCGGGAGCUGCGCAAGCAGAGCAGGAUCUGGCUGGGCACCUACCCGACGCCCGAGAUGGCCGCGGCGGCGUACGACGCGGCCGCAUUGGCCCUGCGUGGCGCGGGGACGGCGCUCAACUUCCCGGACGCGGCCAGGUCGCGCCCGGCGCCGGCGUCCAUGUCCGCCGACGAUGUCCGCGCUGCGGCUGCCGCUGCCGCCGCGUCCGCGAUGGGCAGCACCUGGGCUCCUCAUCGGAGCGACCAAUGCUGCGGUGAUCAGCUGCGUGCAGGCGAGUCGGACCGGCGUGACGACGUAAUCGGCGUCGUGGACGAGGACGACGUGUUCGAGAUGCCGCGGCUGAUGGUGAGCAUGGCGGAGGGGUUGAUGAUCAACCCGCCGGUGCUGGGCACGGCGGCGGCGGACAGUUGCUCGGCGGCGUCGUACUACGCCGAAAUUGAGGAUGAGGACGCCGUGAGCUUGUGGGAUCACUCUUGAUCCAUCACGUAAUGGAGAUAGUGGAGGAGGGUGUGACUAAGACCGAUACGGACGCGCGCCAUGAGUGACCGUGAUGUGGUGAUGUGGGAUCGCCCGUGAUGUGGACGGACGAAUGUUUGUUGGCCAAACGUAUAUAUGUACGCUGUACGUAGCAUGGAUGUGAAAUGGAUGGUGGAGACACAACAUGGAUAUAGGCAUACU